This is a messenger RNA of Alosa sapidissima (American shad), 3213 nucleotides long. RefSeq names its product methenyltetrahydrofolate synthetase domain containing (gene mthfsd). The coding region runs from base 1312 to 2859 and encodes 515 amino acids. Gene Ontology annotation, cellular component: cytoplasm. Gene Ontology annotation, molecular function: RNA binding. The record is from RefSeq and is a predicted model, not a curated record. Lineage: Eukaryota; Metazoa; Chordata; Actinopteri; Clupeiformes; Clupeidae. The transcript is spliced from 11 exons.
UAAACUGAUGUCUAACAUGACCUGUCACAUUAACAUUGUCUAUGUCCAUGGCAACGACUGAUAUACGAAUAAAGUCUAUCAAAAUAAAGGUCCGAUAUUAGGAUCUGAUAAAGUGGCUUUUUUUAACCCACAAGCUCUGCAACCCACCCAGAAUGGUUCUGCCACCCACUUUUGGGUCCCAACCCACCAGUUAAGAAAAAAAACACUGGCCUAGAGGAGAUGCUGUAGGAUGCUGCAGAACUGAAAUAAAGAAAGACUCUGGAAAUUCAUAGAUGAUAGAUAGAUAGAUCUGACACAUACUGAAACCUAACCUGCCAGAGAUUCCUUCCUCAAAGACUGUGAUCAGUGAACAGUUAAACAUGUCAAAUAAUACUGCUGGCAAUUACAGUUUAUUUGCUCUUAACUUAGCUUUCUUUAUUGUCUCACUGCCAACAUGUCGUAUGAUACACCAUGCUUCUCUGAACUCUUCCUGUUCGUUGAGGCUUGGCUGCCUCUCUAAGUGGUCACUGAGAUGUACACCUAAUUAACAUAAACAAUGUCUUGACAAAACAGUUAAAAGUUUAUAAGCUUCGAAUCCAAGUCAUCAUUGGUAUGUAGCAUUUAGGGGACUUAAAGAAAAACUGACGUUUCAACAGUCAAGUUAAAUCUGUCUUCAAAGACUAGAGUCUUUUGCUUUUAACUUGCAUAUAUAUGCCUAAAAAUAUCUUCAGCAUUGUUAGAGGAUGUGGUGGUGGUGGUCAUUUUUACAUGAUGUCUGACUACAAAUCAUAACAAUCAGGCCUACCACCUCUAUGUCUCUCCCUGUCCUGCAAGUAUGCAUUAGUAGCUCAAACAAGUUACAUGCAUGUAGAAAAGACCUAGAAAAGAACACCACUGACAAAGCAAGACAUACCCUUACAAAAAUUAAAUGUUUGUGGCAGAUUUGAAGCAAAAAUGUGGGUAAUUUGUGGGAAAUAAAUGAGUUCACUAGAAAAUAUUGGCGGAAGAUUGCCCAUAAUUGAAUUUGUUGGUGGACUACAUUCAGGGGUGUGAUUCUUCUGUUUUUAAACGGAAUUCCGUUUUUUUCGACUUGAAAAUGAGACCCACGCAAUUCGUAUCCGAUGAGUUUUUUUUAGAGGGCGGGGGGUCUGUCGAUCAGAGGUAGGCUAUAUUUCUGCAUAACACAGGCCAUCGUUAUAACAGGCCGCUGACAAUGACGACGGGUUUUGUGCUUCACAUCUUUCCGAAUAUCACGCCGCUUGUAGUGUAUUCCGUUUACCAGGAUUUCAUUGAAAGUGAAAGUAGACGGGAUGAUCAGCUGCGUUCUGAAGAAUGCUUGAUUCAAGUUCAGUGUGUGUGGCGCACUUCUCAGCAGAAGCCAUGAAACGACCACAGGUAGAUGCUUCCCCUGUUAGACGUACAUAUGGUAAUCUAAGUAUGGGAUCUAGGAGCACUACCUCUGCUCCUGGUGUGAUGGGUGAUAUGGCAAUGGCAUCUACAGCAGCAGCAGCCUCAGGAGCAACCAAAUGGGACAUCCGCAAAAAAGUGUGGGAUUAUAUCGAAGCUAAUAAUCUUGCCAAUUUCCCACGGCCUGUUCAUAAUAGGAUUCCCAAUUUUAAGGGGGCUCAUGGUGCCUGCAGCAAGGUGUCUGAACUCCAGGUGUUCAGCAGAACCAACGAGGUGAAAGUGGACCCUGAUAAACCACUGGAAGGGGCCCGGUUAAUGGUGCUACAGGCCAAGAAAACAUUGCUGGUGCCCACACCUCGUUUGCGGACUGGGCUGUUCAACAAGAUCAUCCCUCCACAGGGAGCAAGCAAAGAGGACCUGCGUGUGUGCUCCACCUCACAGGGUGUGAAGGAUUUCAGCGUCCCGAUAGGUCUCGAUGCCAAAGUGAAAGUUGAUCUUGUUGUAGUUGGGUCUGUGGCUGUGUCUGAAAAAGGCUAUCGCAUAGGAAAGGGUGAGGGUUUUGCAGACAUGGAAUAUGCCAUGAUGGUCGCUAUGGGAGCAGUGAAUGAGUCUACUGUUGUUGCCACAGUUGUUCACGACUGCCAGGUAGUGGAUAUUUCUGAGGAUCUAAUUGAAAUCCAUGACCUCACUGUUGAUUACAUUCUUACUCCAACGAGAGUUAUCAAGACGGGAUGCACACAUCCAAAGCCACCAGGCAUCAUUUGGUCAAAGAUAGACACAGACAUGCUGGAGAAGAUUCCCAUCCUGAAGAAACUCCGAGCUCUGGAGCAGGAGGCUGGAAAAGACGUCACGCUAAAUAAAAGUCCUGAGGGAGGGCAGAGGGCAGCCGGGCCCAGGACGGAACCCAGGACUGACCCAAAGCGAGAGCUGAAAGGCCCCUCAGAGCGCCGGCGGCCCAAGGAAGGCCAAUCGGAGGAGGUGGCGGCGAGGCGUGGUGGUGGUGGUGGUGGUGGUGGUGGAGGCGGCAGAGGGGGGGAGAGCGUCUUGGAGCCCAGGGCAGCUGGCCAAGCUCCUGUCACCACCGUCUACUUGGGGAACAUUCCAGCGGGCGUGCGCGUGAGCGAGCUCAAGAGUGCCCUGAGGGAGCGCGAGGCCGUACCACUCCGCCUCACCUGGCAGGGCGCUCAGCACCGGGCCUUCCUAGACUACGCAGGCCAGCAGGCGGCAGACCGUGCCCUCGCGGCCCUCGAGGGCCUGUCCAUACACGAGCACACCUUGCAGCCAGAGCUGGCCAAGAGCCAGAGGGGGGACCGCAGGCCUGGCCAGGCACACCGCAGGAGAUCCAAGACCUCCGCAAACACCGCUGCGGCAACACCUGACAACACCACCACCACUGGUGCACCAGUCACGGACAAGCCUAAAACGAAAAGGCCAACCCCCAAGAGGAAGGUGGAAAAUCUGCCUCCUUCCUAAUAGUCUAGACACUGUCCUGCAACGUCAGCAAAAAGGAAAAAGGUCCUACUGUGUUUUUUUUUUUGUUUGUUUUUUACAAUGACUGCAGGCUUGUUGUGUUGCUUAUAACUUAUUAUUAUUAUUAUUAUUAUUAUUAUUCAUAUAGAAGCUUUUAUCAAGCUUGGAACUGAUGAAUUUGCAGUGGUUGCAGUGUUUGUGUAUAUGUUUCGGUGAUCUAGCAUAGGGGAGCACAUUUUUUAUUCCCUGACUGCUGGAAUUAAUUUACCUGAGUCUUUUAUACUUCAGGAAUAAUUUGCCGUAAAAUUCAUGGAAAUGUAGAGUACAUAUGAAAAUAAAUUUUACUUCAAGUUGUUA